UCCGCGUGGAGCGUUGAGCUGCUUCCCUCCAUGCACGCGCACAGUGUUUUCAUUCUGCACUUAAAGGGUCGCGAGAGCAGGACGUUGACGAGGAGGAACAUUACCUACAAGGUUUUAUUUUCCUGUAAUAUCCCCCCCCCCCCCGGUGUGAUGUCAGUGUGCCGGACCGGUUUGCUGCUCGUGCUCCUGUGCGCGGUGGUUUUUUUUGCGGUGUCUCGCGCCCGCAGGAGUUCACCGGAGCUCGAGGAUGUUCAGGAGAAAAUCUACAGCGCGAGAUGCACGUCCAGGUGCCUCAGUCUGCACAUGAGCCAGCUGACUGCUGCCUUCAGACACCUACAGAGUGACCAAGUUCUGGUUUGGUGUGAAAACCACAGACGCUGCUCUCAGUGCCUUCAACCGUGCAAAGAACUGUGGGAAACCAGGAAGACGCUUUCUCCAAAGUCAUGUGAG
Molecule: messenger RNA, 450 nt
Organism: Labrus bergylta (ballan wrasse)
Lineage: Eukaryota; Metazoa; Chordata; Actinopteri; Labriformes; Labridae
Source: RefSeq, a predicted model, not a curated record